UGAAGAUAAAUCACCCCACUAAUGCUCUAAAAUAAAUUAUUAAAGCAAGCCAAUAUGAGCUAAACAGCUGAUCCCCACGGGAGAAGUAGACGGAGAAGAGCACCUUCGCCUUCUUCCGCUCACCUCUCUCUCACAAAUCAUUCAAUUUACUUCCCAUCAACUUCAAUUAAUUUCAUCUCAUUCUGCGCUUCCUUUAGGAAGGCUAAAUCUGGAAAAACGCGAAACAUGGACCCUUCCUUUCCUCAAAACCUCGAUGACUACUCCCCAUCUUCAACCACAGUCAAAUUCGACUAUCCAACUCCUCUCCUUAGGGGUCCGGUACCCGCCGGCCCAUCCGACGACCCUUCAUCCGGCCCUUACCUUCUCGCUUUCAGAAAUCCACGAUCCUGGACAGCCGCCUACAAGAUCUGCGAGUCUAAAAUUAUCGAGCAGUGCGAGGGCGGGGCCAGGAUUGGGUGUGCCAUAGCCGCAUCCAACAAGUGUAAACCCCCGUGGUGGCGCAGUUUGAUUGGAGGGAAAUUGCCUGAUUUGAAGGAGAGAGAGAUGUGCGAGGAACGCGAAAUGGAAGGCUGUUUGGCUGCAGCGAAGGAGAAGUGCAUUGGGUUCGCCAAGGACAAGUGUUGGAGGCCAUUCAGUGAAGCAAGAAUUGCAGCUGGGGAAGGGACGGUGAGUGAGAAAAUGGUUAAGAAGUUGGUAUGUUUAGUAUCAAUGCCAGAGAGGAGCAAGUGGCCCGGUUUGAUUGAAUUUGAUAAAUGUGAGUUUGGCAUCACAAAUCACAGAGCUGGUGAGUUGCUGGGCUCUGAUCCAAAUUAUGAAUGGUUCUUCAAGAGGUGAAAGAGAGAAAGAAAAGAAUGUGGAGUUAUUGGGUUGUGCCAUUGAAGCUCAGUGAUGCUGGGAGGUUUGGCAAUUUCUUACCUGGUUGAGGAUGGACACUGGGGAGGGGCUUGUUUAAUUGGAUCACAUUUAAUGUUCAGAAAAUUUCUUUCUGGCGCUUUUAGUAUAUUCAUUCUUUCUUAAAUUUGUAAAUUUGAUAAGAGACCAUUAUCAGAUCUCUUUUUUUUUUUUUAGUUUAUGAGAUGCCAAGGAAAAACUUGACAUGGAACACAUAAUCAAUAAUAUUAGAGAGCCCAUGAUUUCAAUA
Molecule: messenger RNA, 1141 nt
Organism: Hevea brasiliensis (rubber tree)
Lineage: Eukaryota; Viridiplantae; Streptophyta; Magnoliopsida; Malpighiales; Euphorbiaceae
Exons: 2
Coding region: 226-834 (202 amino acids)
Cellular component (GO): plastid
Source: RefSeq, a predicted model, not a curated record